This is a messenger RNA of Ostreococcus tauri, 2637 nucleotides long. Its product is annotated as P-loop containing nucleoside triphosphate hydrolase. The record is from RefSeq and is a predicted model, not a curated record. Gene Ontology annotation, molecular function: helicase activity. Bases 1 to 2637 code for a protein of 878 amino acids. The transcript has a single exon. NCBI's taxonomy places the organism in Eukaryota, Viridiplantae, Chlorophyta, Mamiellophyceae, Mamiellales, Bathycoccaceae.
AUGGAGAGCGAUUGGGGACGAGAUUGGGAUGAUUUGAGCGAUUCGAGAGCGGACGCGACGGAGGAAGCGACACGCGAGGAUGGGAUGCGUGAUUUUGAUGAUUUCCAACGCGACGCCACGGACGACGCGGAGGCGACGACGGUGGACGCCACGAACGACGUCGCGGAGUCAGAAGACGCUGGUGAUGAUGCGAACGCUCACUCAAAGUCGUCGUCCAAAAAUUUCAAGAAACGAUCGAGAGAGUCGCUUGCCAGAGCGUUUAACGCGCGGUCGCUCGUCGACGGCUUUGCGCCGCUCGCGACGCCUCGGAACGCGCGUCGAUCGCGAUCGUCGUUCGACGAUCUCACCGAGGGCGAGGAUGAUGGAAACGACGAAGACGAUGUCCGAACGCGAGAUCUCGAGCGAGGAAUUCCAUCGAGGAGAAAGGAGAAGAGGCGCACGCGGGGCGGCGCCGCGCGGGCGUUCGCUCGCAGAGCGCUGCGUUGGGACGCGAAGGCGCUGCGAUUGGACUCGAGAAAACUCGCGGGUGAGCGCGAGUUACUCGAGGCGCGUUCGACGUAUGCGAACGUGAACGCGUGGUACGAUGCGUGCGAGGAAUUGGCGUACGAGGAGGCGCGCGCGACGAUGUCGAAAGCGGCGGCCGGGGCGAGCGAAUCGAAUGCGUUCCGAGUCGUCGCUGAGCGCGGAAGAGACGUCGCGGACGGGCUCGUCGAACUCACCGCGCGCGUCGUUCGAGGCGGGAAGGACGUUCAGGAAGAGUGGUGUCGACCGUGGACGGCGUUAAUGGUGUAUCGAGAGGGCGGACGCGCGGUGACAACGGCGCUCGUGGCGGCGAGUCGCGAGGCGACGAUGAGCUCGGUUCCGUUGUGGGUACGCGCGAGCGAUUUUCCAAAGAGCAGUACGACGUCGUUCGAUCUGAAAAUUGUACCGCUUGAUUCCCUACUGGUGCACCAACGCAUGGUGUGUGCCUGUUAUCUUCGCCCGAAAGUUGCGUUCGCGCAUCAGCUCAUAGGGCACAAGCGAGCCACACACGUGAAAUUUUACGAUUCGGAAGACGAGGACAACACGCCUUUGAUGGAUGCGUCCGUCCAAGGCGGUGACGACGCGGAAAUAUGUGACGACGACGAUUUGAAUGCGUCACAGCGUCGCGCGAUGCAACGUUUUCUCAACGCGUCGCACUCGAACGCACUGCAAAUGGUGCAGGGGCCGCCUGGAUGUGGGAAGACGCGUUUCGUCGUCGCGUUGCUUCGACGAUUGAUGCGAGACGAUCAACGCGUGCUCGUGUGCGCGCCGAGCAACAAGGCGGUAUGUGUGGCGAUGGAACUUUAUUUAAGCACGUGUGGUUUAGUUCACGACGACCGCUGCGCGCUCUUAGGAGUUGAGGACGCACUUCGAGAUGCGUCAUCGAUACAAGGAGCUGGCGGUGUUUUGGAUUACUUUGUCUACAGGAGAUGCGGUGUCAUCGCGUUACCGCUCGAAUCUGCUCUACAAGCGCUCGGUAAACGGCGCGACGACAACGAUGCUCUCAAAACUGUCCGAGCGCGCGCGCGCACGACUCGGGAACGACUUCAGGUGGUCGCCCCAGACUUCAUCAAGGGCGACAUCGCGCGCGGCUUACGAGCGCUCGAGAGCGUUUCAGGCACCGCCUCAGAGACGCUCGAGCUAGGGAAAGAGGUGAUGUCGGCCAUCUCAUGCGGGUCCGAUCGUGGCGAUCGAGUGGAAGACUUUGUGCGCGAAGCGCUCCAUCGUGCUCGGCUGGUUUUCUGCACACUUGCGAGCUCUGGGCAGUCGCUAUGCCAAUCGAUGGAACCGCCAGACGUCUUGCUUGUCGACGAAGCCGCGCAGGCGCUCGAACCUGAGAUUGCGAUACCGUUUCUCCGUCUUCCUCGAAAGGUUUUACUCGUGGGCGAUCCGGCGCAGUUGCCGGCGACGAUGUGCUCCGAGCUCGCUCGCCGACUCGGUCACGCGAGGAGUCUCAUGGAGCGCCUGAUGUCACUCGACGACUCAGCGGCGAACCUUUUGGAUACGCAGUACCGAAUGCACCCGCGCAUUUCGAGCUGGCCGUCAGCGCGGUAUUACAGCGGCAGAGUCAUGGACGCCGAGCACGUCAUCGAACGAGAACAACCGCUCGACUUUCCUCGGUGGUUACCGCCGUACGUCUUCGUUGACGUCAAGAGAGGCGUUGAAUACGGCGGUCGCGGGAUGAGCAAGCGAAACGACGCAGAGGCAGAAGCCGUGUGCGACGCGAUCCAAGCUAUCCGCCGGGGCUCGACAUUUUCGAUCGUCGUCAUCACAUUUUACAGCGCUCAGGUGCGAAAGAUUCGAGCCGCUCUCGCCGCUCGCGGUCUGCGAGGGUUUGAUGUGCACUCGGUCGAUAGCUUUCAAGGAAGCGAGGCAGACGUCGUCGUGUGCUCGGCAGUGAGAUCCAACACGAAGGCUCGCGUGGGAUUUCUCUCAGACAGUCGUCGAUUGAACGUUGCGCUGACGCGGGCGAAGCAUUCCUUGGUAUUUUUGGCGUCAUCGGACACGCUGUCGCGAUGCGACGUGGACGAUUUGCGUUCGCUCGUCGAGGACGCGAGAGAGAAAGAUUCGUGGGUCACAGAGGAAGAUUUUAGACGUAAUUUUAGCACGGAUUAG